UUCCCCUUCAUUCCCCACCUCCCGGGGCCCGCCCCGGGAGCGCGCGGUGGUUGGGCGCGCGGUCGUCCGCCUUCCCACCGCCCUCCCCAACUUCGGCUCACCCCUCGGCGUCCCCUCCGCGCGACUCCUCGUCAUGGCGGCCCUCAGCAAGUCCAUCCCUCACAACUGCUACGAGAUCGGCCACACUUGGCACCCGUCCUGCGGGGUUUCCUUCCUGCAGAUCACCGGGGGCGCCCUGGAGGAGUCCCUGAGGAUCUAUAUCCCUCUGUACUUGAUUGCAGCAAUUCUCCGGAAACGAAAAUUAGACUAUUAUUUACACAGACUACUCCCUGAGAUCCUACAGUCUGCUUCAUUUCUGACUGCUAAUGGGGCCUUGUAUAUGGCCUUCUUUUGCAUUUUAAGGAGGAUACUUGGAAAAUUCUACUCAUGGAGUCCUGGCUUUGGUGCCGCUUUGCCAGCAUCUUAUGUGGCUAUUCUGAUUGAAAGAAAAAGCAGGAGAGGGCUGCUCACAAUUUAUAUGGCCAACUUGGCCACAGAAACACUAUUUAGAAUGGGUGUAGCAAGAGGAGCCAUCACAACGUUAAGAAAUGGAGAAGUCCUUUUGUUCUGCAUCACAGCUGCCAUGUACAUGUUCUUUUUCAGGUCCAAAGAUGGUUUGAAAGGAUUUACAUUCUCAGCACUUAGGUUCAUUGUGGGGAAGGAAGAAAUUCCCACACAUUCUUACUCACCAGAGACAGCGUAUGCAAAAGUGGAACAAAAGGCAGAGAAGCAGGAGGAGAAAUCAGGAGGCAUGAAUAUAAUUGCUCUAGUCAGGAAGCUUGUGGAUUCAAUAUGUAAGCAUGGACCAAGGCAUAGAUGUUGCAAACACUAUGAAGAUAAUUGCAUCUCUUAUUGCAUUAAAGGUUUCAUCAGAAUGUUUAGUGUGGGAUACCUGAUCCAGUGCUGCCUCCGAAUUCCCUCUGCCUUUAGGCACCUGUUUACACAGCCAUCCCGGCUACUUUCUCUCUUCUACAAUAAAGAAAAUUUUCAGCUUGGAGCUUUUCUGGGCUCUUUUGUUAGUAUAUACAAGGGUACUAGUUGCUUCCUGCGCUGGGUCAGAAACCUGGAUGAUGAACUGCAUGCUAUUAUAGCUGGAUUUUUGGCAGGAGUAUCAAUGAUGUUUUAUAAAAGCACAACAAUUUCCAUGUAUUUAGCUUCCAAAUUGGUGGAGACAAUGUAUUUCAAAGGCAUUGAAGCAGGAAAGGUUCCCUAUUUCCCCCAUGCCGAUACGAUCAUCUAUUCCAUCUCUACAGCAAUUUGCUUCCAGGCAGCUGUCAUGGAAGUUCAGAAUUUGCGGCCAUCUUACUGGAAGUUCCUGUUAAGGCUCACUAAGGGCAAGUUUGCUGUCAUGAACCGAAAAGUCCUUGAUGUUUUUGGUACUGGUGCAUCUAAACACUUUCAGGAUUUUAUCCCUAGGUUGGACCCAAGAUACACAAGUGUAACACCAGAGUUGCCCAUCGAGCUUUCUUGAAGAUGACUGUAACUUAUCAAUGUGUCUUAACGUUCCAUUACUUUAUCCUGAAGAGUUAAUUAUGUCGAACACAAAGAAGGGGGCCUGAGCUUGAACUUCAGUGUUAUUUCAUGAGAGAUGCUCUUUCUUGUUUGUUUUUCUUACCAAUCAGAAAUACAGAAGCUUUUUAGGAAGGUGUUGCUUAAUAAUUAAGCUCCCUCUGUAGCCAGAAUCUGAUUCUAGACCACUGCAGUGGGUGACAUUAUGAUAUACUAUUGAUUAAGUUAUGUUCACAAGCAAUAUUAAAUAACCUAUGUAAAAAUAUAAGAUAUACUUAAAAUUACUUUAAAUGAUGAUUUUAGUUCAUUCCAGUAUAAUUCUUGGUUAAAACUAAGAAUAUUCUUACAUUUUAGGAUACAAAGCUCACAGGUACAUGGAUUUGGUCUGUAUUUUUUUUAAACUGUUCAAUUGGUAACUUUGGUAGUGAAACAUUAUGGGUAUGAAGUAACUCUUCACAGACAAUGCUGCUUUAGUGUAGAGCAAUGUAAGUGGUUUCUUACUUCAGGGAUUCAGAGACGGGUCUCUUACUGUGGGAUAAAUGCCGUGGUGUCCAUGUUCUUCUUCCAGCGACACCUUCAUCUCUCUCCGUGAUCAGCUGGGCUCUUUUGCAGCCCAGCGAACCGACGUCCUGACAGCAGGUUAGGUGCAAAUGGAAAUUGACAUAUCAGAUAAAGCUGAAAUGUAUGUUUUAAUCUUUUGCAGAAGUAUUACACUUGAAUAUUUAAAGCAAAUGAAGUUACUUUGAAACCUCUUGUAGGUUUAUUAUGUUUGUUUUCACUUAUAAGGACUGAAUUUUUCAUAGCUAAGUUUGUAGGCCAUUGUCGCUUUAGAAGGGAUCAAAAUUCUAUGGAACAAAAAUAGUUUUGGCAGGUUUGGCAGUUUUGUUUCAACUCUUUCAUCUAUAUAAUGGAUGUUUUACAACUGAAAACAAUAUAAAAAUCCAGGAGUUUUCAAAAGUUCAUUAUGUCACCAAUUGCAUUCAGGUUCUUUGGCCUCUUUUCAAGAAACCAUUGUCACCAUUUUUACUCCCUUUAGAAUAAAGAAGUGACAGAAUGUCACUGUUGAUUCUGAGUUAGUUCAAGACACCUGUGAUUGAAAAUAGAAUCAUGCUUUAAGAGUUUUUCAGGGAAAAGUUAUACUUUUCUAAGUUAAUCAAAGGCUUAAAUGGUUGUAAUAUGUACGGUUAAUAUAAGGAUGAUGGUAUAUUUUUAAAUAUAAUUUUAUUGCUGAAAAGUUUUGGGCAAUUGUAAAUUAAUUAUGCAGUGUAACUUGAGUUGUAACAAGAAUUACAACUCAGACUUUAAAAAUGCUUACUCCUCCAUGUUCAGUUUCAUCAAGCCUUGCAUACUUCUGUUUACAUGUCAUCCUACCCGUGGUUGUUAUGGCAAAUUGAAACCCAACAAAAAGACAGACUCUGGUACUAUGGUAACAGAGAGAGACACUUUAAUUUGGUCAAAAUUUACAUUGCGAUGAACUUUUAAAAAAUGAUUUGUCUUUUAGGCAAUACUGCUAAAAGAUCAUUUUGGUUUCAGGCUUCAAAAUUGAUUAAUAAAUUAGGUUUUAAGUUUUCACUGGAAUCAAAAUGAUGAUUAGUACCGUGGUUACUUUUAGAAAUGGAGUGUGACAGCCGGGGAGAAAGCCUGCUACCUGUACCUCAUUUUCUCCACUUAGAAAUUAUGUUUAUAGCAUUGACCUGGCAGGUGAAAAGAAAAAACAUUUUAAUCCAUGAGCUGUUGUUUUCAUUGACAUGAAAAGGCUAUGAUAUCAAAAGACAAAUUCUACUGAAGUUUGAUGAAAUUGGUAAAAUUUUACUAGUUAAAAGGUGCAUUUCUGUGAUUUACUUUUUUUUUCUUUUACAAAUGACAGUCAUCUUUUAUUUUAUAUAAAAUGUAAAAUGAAAUAACCAUCAUGAAGCAGAAUACAGUAAUUAAUGUAUAGCUCGAAUGGUUACUUAACUAAUUUGCAUGGGUGAACAGAGAAAUCCAAUUUGAUUUCAUUAGCACAGACUGCAAAGUGUGGUGGUUUGAGCAAACACGAAGCUGUUUUUGCGUUCCUGAAGACAAUCAGAAUGAAUCUCUCUCUACCUCUGAUUAAUCAGGUAUUGAUUGACAACUGGCAUCAUAAAUAAAGUCAAAUAGAUAUCUCCAUUCCAAAA
Molecule: messenger RNA, 3704 nt
Organism: Miniopterus natalensis
Lineage: Eukaryota; Metazoa; Chordata; Mammalia; Chiroptera; Miniopteridae
Gene: TMEM135
Product: transmembrane protein 135
Source: RefSeq, a predicted model, not a curated record